Molecule: messenger RNA, 609 nt
Organism: Gigantopelta aegis
Lineage: Eukaryota; Metazoa; Mollusca; Gastropoda; Neomphalida; Peltospiridae
Exons: 4
Coding region: 70-492 (140 amino acids)
Cellular component (GO): extracellular region
Molecular function (GO): chitin binding
Source: RefSeq, a predicted model, not a curated record
AAAAAACAUAUAAAAAGCGUAUAUCUGAAUGUUACAGGUAUUGAAACUUUUAUUCAUCAUUACAGGUGAAUGUCCAUGAAGAUGCUGCUCUUGUAUGUGGUUCUGGUGAUGAUGUUGCCGACGUCUGCGACAGCAGAAGGUUGUAAAGAAGUGGGGCCGGCGUUUUCGUGGUCUAACUGGUAUAGGACGGCAACUACCCAGUGUUCACUGCUCUGUGGCGGAGAGGGAUACGAAGAACAGCUAAGAGUGCGCUCUAGAUGUGCGGGUGGUGUCGGCAACCCGCGUUACGAUAUUCAAUACAGAAAUGGCACGUGCGUCACAUCACCAUGUGGAGAUUUGUGUCCGCCUGGCGUGUAUAGGUUUCUUCCACACAGCUGGAACCAAGGUCUCUUCUACCAGUGUGCGAAUGAGAAGGCGUACCUCCAUCGCUGUCCGCCUAACACUGUCUGGGGACAGAACCUACGCAGAUGCGCAUGGCCUUGGGAAGUCUAGAAUUAACUCAGUGAUCACAGUGGCUGAAAUAUUAUUUCAUUAAAACUUUAAAUUUAAUCAUUACAAAUAAUCUUAAAUUUGUUGUAUAAUUCUGAAUACAAUAAUGUUUGCAGUAAA